Molecule: messenger RNA, 933 nt
Organism: Polyodon spathula (Mississippi paddlefish)
Lineage: Eukaryota; Metazoa; Chordata; Actinopteri; Acipenseriformes; Polyodontidae
Product: serine/arginine-rich splicing factor 9-like
Exons: 5
Coding region: 126-863 (245 amino acids)
Cellular component (GO): nucleus; cytoplasm; ribonucleoprotein complex
Molecular function (GO): mRNA binding
Source: RefSeq, a predicted model, not a curated record
GCGGGCGAAGGGAAGAGAAGGCGGCCAGGCUUGUAUUUCCUGCUCCGGGGGAAGCGAGAGCCUACCUAAGAAGAGGAUCGCUAAUAAACACACGAAACAGACACAGGGCAGGUCCCAGCUGAACCAUGGGGGAUGGGAGAAUCUACGUGGGGAACCUUCCAGCUGAUGUGCAGGAGCGUGACGUGGAGGAUCUCUUCUACAAGUAUGGGAAGAUCCGGGACAUUGAGCUGAAGAACAACAGGGGCACAAUCCCUUUCGCCUUCGUCCGAUUUGAGGACCCAAGGGACGCAGAGGAUGCAGUGCAUGGCAGGAAUGGGUAUGGCUUUGGAGACUCAAAGCUGCGUGUGGAGUACCCACGUUCCUCAUCCUCUAAAUUCAAUGGCCCUAUGACGGGGGGAGCUCCCCGGGGCAGGUUUGGACCCCCAUCUCGAAGAUCAGAGUUCCGGGUCAUAGUUACAGGUUUACCCCCCUCUGGGAGCUGGCAGGACCUGAAGGAUCACAUGAGGGAGGCUGGGGACGUGUGCUUUGCUGACGUACAGCGUGAUGGGGAGGGUGUGGUGGAGUUCCUGCGCCGGGAGGAUAUGGAGUAUGCACUGCGCAGGCUGGACAGGACCGAGUUCCGAUCGCACCAGGGGGAGACGGCUUUUAUCAGAGUCCAUGGUGAGAGGAGUUCAAGCUGGGGCCGUUCCCGGUCCCGGUCUCGCUCCAGGUCUAGGGGUCGAUACUCCCCGUACCAGAGCCGGGGGUCUCCUCGCUACCAGUCCCCUCCGCCCAGGCGACGCUCUCUGUCCCGUCACAGUCCCCCCCCAGCCCGGCACCACUCCGCUCAGCGCAGCAGCCCCCCCCCACGCCACUACCGAUAAAGAGCAGAAGCAGGACGGCAGCAGCUGGAGGGGGGUUUUGUUUUUGUGGGAGUUUUUUUUUAUUUUUUAU